Molecule: messenger RNA, 6842 nt
Organism: Lagopus muta (rock ptarmigan)
Lineage: Eukaryota; Metazoa; Chordata; Aves; Galliformes; Phasianidae
Gene: LRRC1
Product: leucine rich repeat containing 1
Exons: 14
Coding region: 4179-5729 (516 amino acids)
Biological process (GO): neurotransmitter receptor transport postsynaptic membrane to endosome; neurotransmitter receptor transport, endosome to postsynaptic membrane
Cellular component (GO): postsynaptic density; adherens junction; postsynaptic membrane
Molecular function (GO): protein binding
Source: RefSeq, a predicted model, not a curated record
CAUCUCUUUAUUACACGGGGUGUUGAAAUCCAGGGUGCUGUUAUCAUACCAGAAUCUUGUGAAAGCUCUUUAAGAAGAAGGGCACUCUGUUCUUCUCAUACCACUCCUUGUUUUUAGAAAAUAUCUCUUAGACUGAAUUUCACCGUUCUGCCAUAUUUCUUUCCUGACGCAGCUUGGUUGACAGCUGGUAUUCUGGUGUGGAAUGAACUGAUAUUCUAAACUUCUUUUUAGGUUUGUAUGUAUAUAGGUUGUAACUGUCCCUUCUCAAAGUGUAAAUCUAGUAAAUUUUAUUUGCUUUUUGAAAUUGAUAGAUCUCAUUGGUAUUGUGGAGAUGUGUGGUAUCUGACAUGGCUGGACUGUUGCAGUGGAUGAAUAUUGGCUCUAGGAGAGCAGAUUUUGGCAUGUUCAGAAAUGUGCCUGGAACAGUCUGUGGGAGACCAUCCUGGACAGGAGCGGGGUAUGGGAGAGAGAGUUAAUUUUCAUUGGUCGCCUUCUGUAAGCUCAGGAAGACCGUUCCGAUGAGCAGGAAAACAAGCAAAAGUGGUAGGAAGUCUGUGUAGAUGAACAGGUGCUCCUGAAACACUCAGACAAAAAGGAAGCGUAGAGGAGGAUGGAGUGUUGACAGUUGACAGGGGAGUGCCCCAGGAACACUGUAUGUAGUUAAGAAGGUCAAAGCCCAUUUGGAAUUGAAUCUAGGAAGGGCUAAUAAGGACAAAAUGAUAAUCAGUAAGUAUAUCAGCAGCAAAAGACAGACUAGGGAAAAUUUGCUUUUGAGUGUGGCAAAGAGAAUGCUGAAAUGGUGACAGAGGACACAGAAAAAGCAGAGGUACUGAAAGCCAUCUUUGUCUUGGUCUCCUGUUACGGCUGGUCUUCAGCAAUCCUGGGUCCCUGAGAUCAGUGGGAAAAGUCUGGAGAAAAGAGGAACUGCUUUUAGUGGAGGACGAUCAGGUUAGGGAACGUUUAAAUAGUGUGAACAUAGACAAGUGCAUGGGACCUGGCAGGAUGGACCCACAAAUGCUGAGUGAGCUGGCUAGUUUUACUGUAAAGCCACUCUUGGUUAUCUUUAGAAGGUCUCAGUAAUCAGGGGAGAUUCCAGAGAACCAGAAUAAAGGUAAUACCACAUCUUCCUUCUUGAAGAUAGGAGUUGGAAACUACGGGCUGAUCAGCCUCACCUAUGGGGGUAAUGGUGAAAAUCCUUCUGGAAACCAGCUCCAGCCAGAUAAAGGACAAGAAGAUGGUGUGGAGUUAUGGAGGGGAAAUUGUGCUUCAUCAACCUGAUAGCUUUCUACAGUGAGAUGAAUGGCUUGGUGGCUGGGGUGAGCAGUGGAUGUUGCUUGUCUUGACUUUAGCCAGGCUUUCAGCGCUGUCUCCCAUAUCCUCAUGGACAAGUUGAGAAAGUAUGGACUGAAUAAGUGAACGGUGAGGUGGACUGAAAAAGGGCUGACUUGCCAGACUCAAGGAACAGUCAUCCGUGCUAUAAAGUCCAGGGGGAGGUAAUUCCCUAGUGGUGUAACCAGACAUUGAUACUGAGGUCAAUAAUACUUAACAUCUUCAUUAAUAACCUGAGUGAUGGGACAGAGUGCUCCAUCAGCAAGUUUGCAAAUGAGACAGAACUGGGAGGAGGGGCUGAUCCAUCAGUGGAUUGUUCUGCGAUCCAUAGGGACCUUGGCAGGCUGGAGAAAUGGACAGAGAGGAACCUUGUGAAGCUCAGUAAAGAGAAAUGCAGAGUUCUGCCCCUGGGGAGGAUUCACCUGUGCUGCUGUACAGGCUGUAUGGGGGCCAAUCAGCUGGAAAGCAGCUUUGAAGAAAAAGGCCCUGGGGGACCUUGAUGGACAAGCUGACUCCCUCAUGGCAAAGGCAUUACUCUUUUAGAUAUCCUUUAGCUGGUCACUGACAACUUUGGAAAAUGUGUAAAGUAAGAAUCAGGACCUGGUAAGGUACUGUAGUACCACUGAUGAAUUCUCACAAGCAGAGACAGCGUGGUGUCAAAGGGAAAUGUGACAUAAAAGCAAGCACUUAAAACUUUUAAGCAUGUCAGCAACAGCUCAAGUGCAUGCGACAACAGAAUAUGUAAGUAAAUAAAUCUUUCUCCUGUGUAAAUACAACCCUGCAACCCUGGAGAUAAUUUGCAGCGCUCCUCCUCUCCCUCUCAUUCUCACUUCUGCUGAAAAUUAGUCGGUAGAUUACAUUUGUCUCUAAUGUUUGUUGUCUUUACUGCUAGUAAUGACCUUCUGCUUCAAACUGCUAUCAUUUAUUUGUGCUACCUGUGCCAAAUGGAGUUUUGCUUUGCUGUGUCUCUAGUACUAGAAGGCUCUAGCACUGAAAUGCUGCUCCUCCCCUUACACAGCUGUAGCUCCAAGUAGGUGUUCCUGCCCUGCUGUGUUUUUGAUUUCAGUUGACAGCUGUUUCCAUCUUUUUUUUUUUUUGAGGAAAGGUGCUGAAGAAUUCAGGCAGCGUUUUUGGGCAUUCAUGUUUUUGUUGCACAAGUGUUCAUUCAAGGAGUGAGCAUCGUUUUGGCCACUUUCCCGAGGGAAAAUCUUGAGUUCUAUCAAUCCAGCCGGUUUGGCUUAAUUCUGUUAACUUUCCUUUGUAGAAUCAAGAGUGCCACUUGCAUUGUAACAAACAAACCCCUCUGCUCACAUGAGCUGCUCUUUCUGUGAGUUGCUUGCUUAUCUCUUCAGUCUGUUUCUGUUUUCUUUCUUCUUCCAUUGGCUGACAUGAACCCAAUUUUGCCAGAAUGAAGUGUUGGCGUGGUUUUAUUUUGUAUUUAUUUUUAAAUGUAGGGCUGAGUGGAUGAGGCUUGAUUAGUUUUCCAGUGAGAAAAUGGCUCCAUUCAAGAUGUAUAAGAGAAACCUCUAUAUGUUCUUUGAUAGUAAGAAAAGCUUCAAUUUAAGGCUGGAAAUUGCUGCUAAAUAGAAAGUUGUAGGCUCUGUUAGUGCUGAUGCUCAUGGAAUUAUUUGUCUCAUUGAAGCGCUGUUAAUUAGGCUGGCUUAACUGAGCAGUAUUAAAAGUCUUGCCAAGAUACCCAUAGAGACAUCGGGUCUGCAGUCAAACCCUGCUAUUACAGCAUGUUGUGGGGAUGUUCUGCUGUGCCCUGGAUUGCCUCAAUGCAGGAGCUGCAAUGAGUUUCAGCUGUUACAGCUUUUCAAAUAGAAACUGAAUUCUGUUUGAUGUAAUACAUUGGAAAACAUUUCUGAUUGGUGUAGGCAUUUCUGAAUGGUGAAGCCAUAACAAAUAUUGCUAUAUAUAUUUACAGUUGCUGAACUCUAUUCCACACGCUCUUGAUUCCCUCUCUUCCCUGUGGACUUUUUGACAGGUGAAACAAAUACAGCAGAAAGGAGUUAUUGCUUGACUGCAGUAGUGCUCAAGAGCAUUCAUGUUGUGCCUUGGAUAAAGGAUGAGCAGUUACUGCAAGGGAGUAGGAUGUACUGAGCAGGCAGGGGUCGUUAUGUUCUGUAGUUUAAAGGAAAAAAAAAGCCAAGAAAGCACGAAGUUCAAAGAAACUCCAUUCACAUAACUGCACUUUAUGAUUUGAUCAACAAAAUGGUGUCAUGCAUUAGAAAUUGUCAUGCAAGCUAGAAACAGGGCUCCCGGUUUGCAUUUAUUUUAAGUGGUCUGUUACAGAACCAAGAGUGCCUUUAGAGGUAGAGGUUGUGUAAUUUGUUUGUUGCACAGUUGUGCUUUGCACGUCCAGUAAAUAAAUGCAUCCAUCCCUGACAGUGGGUGAGGUGAGGGCUUGCAAGCCUUCCAGUGGAUCCUCACCUCUCAAUAUCUUUUUAAUGAUCAUUUUGUCUCUUAAUCUUCUGUCUUUUUAUUGUGUUCUUCUAUUUUUUCUCAUUUGUGAUUGUGAAGGAUCUCUUGCAAGGACAACUGUUGCAUAUGAGAAGGUUUUUAUCAGCACAUCGAUGUUUGUUGCAUGGCUCAGCAGCUACAAACUGGCUGAGAAAAAACUCUGCAGUGAGACACCUUUUCAGUAGGUCUUGCCAAGAAUUUUUUGGACUAUACUAGGACAGAUUGGGAUCUCUUCUGUGGAAUGUAAUCCUGCUGUGUUUUAACAAAUGUGUCUUUAAGUGCUUUUCUAGGCUUCUGUCUGACUGUUGGUUUUAUCACAUUAACGAACAUUCAGCAAAAAAGAAUGCCUUUGGUUUAGAAGAUGUUAACGAUAGGAAAAUGUAAUUAUGAAUUGUGAUAUGCGCUAUGUGCGCUCCAGCACUUACAACAGAGAAAGAAAAAGAAACCCCAACCAACAAAAAACAAAACAAAAAACCUCCCACAAAAUGGAGAUGCUCAUUUCCAAGAAUGGAUCACAGCCUUUCUUCCAACUUGUGAAGUUACGGAAACUUGGACUAAGUGAUAAUGAAAUCCAGCGGCUCCCUCCAGAAAUAGCGAAUUUCAUGCAGCUGGUGGAACUGGAUUUGUCUCGAAAUGAUAUUCCUGAAAUACCAGAAAGCAUCUCAUUCUGCAAGGCACUACAGGUAGCAGAUUUCAGUGGGAAUCCACUAACUAGGUUGCCCGAAAGCUUUCCUGAAUUACAGAAUCUAACGUGUCUUUCAGUAAAUGAUAUCUCUCUGCAAGCACUACCUGAAAACAUUGGGAAUCUUUAUAACCUGGCUUCACUGGAACUUAGAGAGAAUUUGCUGACAUAUUUACCCGAAUCACUUGCCCAGCUACAGCGUCUAGAAGAACUUGAUUUAGGAAACAAUGAACUUUAUCACUUGCCAGAAACAAUUGGUGCACUUUUCAAUCUUAAAGACCUCUGGUUGGAUGGAAACCAAUUAGCUGAAAUACCUCAGGAAGUAGGAAACCUGAAAAACCUGCUUUGUCUGGAUGUUUCUGAAAAUAAAUUGGAAUGCCUUCCCGAAGAAAUUAAUGGUCUGACUUCUUUAACAGACUUGCUUGUUUCUCAGAAUUUACUUCAAGUCUUACCUGAUGGCAUUGGAAAAUUGAGGAAGCUGUCAAUUUUGAAGGUUGAUCAGAACAAACUUAUUCAGCUAACAGAUUCAAUUGGAGACUGUGAAAGCCUUACUGAACUAGUUCUAACAGAAAAUCAGCUGCAGAUACUACCGAAGAGCAUUGGAAAACUGAAGAAGCUGAACAAUUUGAAUGCCGAUAGAAACAAAUUAACAUCUUUGCCCAAAGAGAUUGGGGGAUGCUGCAGUCUUAAUGUGUUUUCUGUACGUGACAACAGAUUAUCUCGAAUUCCCUCUGAAAUUUCACAAGCCACUGAACUCCAUGUCCUGGAUGUUGCUGGAAACAGGCUGACGUAUCUUCCCCUCUCACUGACCACCUUAAAGCUGAAGGCUUUGUGGUUGUCUGAUAACCAGUCCCAACCUUUGCUGACGUUUCAGACUGACACAGACCCUGAAACAGGAGAAAAGAUUUUAACAUGUGUAUUACUUCCUCAAAUGCCUUCUGAGCCUGGUUGCCAAGCAGAUAACCUGCCGCGAUGUGGUGCGUUGGAGAGUUUGGUAAAUGAAAUGUCAGAUGAGGCAUGGAACGAACGGGCAGUGAACAGAGUCAGUGCAAUUCGCUUCUUAGAAGAUGAAAAAGAUGAAGAGGAUAAUGAAAUGAGAACACUUCUAAGGCGAGCCACUCCACACCCUGGAGAAUUAAAGAACAUGAAAAAGACAGUGGAGAAUUUACGGAAUGAUAUGAAUGCUGCUAAAGGACUGGAUUCAAACAAAAACGAGGUCAAUAAUGCCAUUGACAGAGUGACCACUUCUGUGUAGAAUUUCAUCUCCAGGUUUUACCUCCUGUGUCUUCCCCUGCUGUUGUAAUGUUCCUGUCGUCUUCUGGGACCUCACUGAGCCCCCUUUUUGUUUUUAACCAGAGCCUGAUUCAUCGUCUCCAUAUAUGUGAAAAGUACUACCCACUGGAAGGAAGUGCCUUAUUUCAUCCAGGCAGUGAAUCAAUCAUUUCCAAGUCAAUAUUGUAAUUUUAAUAGUACUAUGGUUUUUUAAGUAUAAUACACUACUGUAUGCAGAACACAAUAUUUUUGUCAUAAACACAGGGGAAAUAAUGCUUUUCUUUUCCAGAGUGCUGGGAUAUCUUCUUCCCAGUGGCUGGACGUGCUGGUGAGAAAUUUAGUUUUGUGGAAAAUUGAUACACUCUCUUGGUUUUUUUUUUUUGUUUUUGUUUUUGUUUUAAUUUUUUGGCAGCUCAGAUGGUGUAAAUUUUAAAAUUUUGUAUAGAACUUUCAUAACAAAAUGAUGUAUUUCAUUUUUAAGAGAAAAUUUAUCUUGAGCGGUACAUAUUUUAGUAUUUGUGGAAGAGAACAAGUUUCAUGGACAACUGUAUUCAUUUCUCUGUACCACCCAUUGUGCCUUAUUGUGUCUCUAUGUCAUUCUAGUCUUAAAACAGCAGUUCUUGAGGAAAGUGAGUACAUUUAAACUUGGUCUCCUGUUUUAGCUGUGUGUUUCUUUUCAGACAGUAAUUUGUUGAGAUUUUUACAAAAUGGAAUUUAUGUUUAUACCAUGGGAUUUUAAUUCACAAAGCACAAAUGUUAGUUUUGUUAUAUAUGGAAUUAAGAUUAAAAUGACCCAACUGCUAUUGUUUAUUACGUUAUGCACUCACACUUUAACUUAGUUGUAACGAAACAAUUUGUUUUGGAUGCAGUGUUGCAUUGCAGUCACUAGAAAUUCAUGCUUUUUUUUUGUUUUCCAAAUGUGCCAUCUGUAAAAAUAACUUCAAAAGCAGCACGAUAGACUUUCAGAAGCACAGUAUAAUUCUAGUUUUAUGUAUUACACAAGAAAGCAUGAUUCUUUUAAGUGCUUUGGUGGUUUUAUACAAGUUUAUAAAACCAUAAUAAUAAUAACAAUAAAAGAAAUCUUUAAAAGCUUCAA